AAUGGCGGAUUGUAUUUAUAUGUAGAAAUUUCCACAGCAAGCAGAAUCCUUAAAAAGUUAAAAACCCUCUAAAACCCCAAGAGGGGUCCGAGAUUUCGCCGGCGAAUAUGGCCCAAACCGACGAGGUUCGGUUCAUCUCCUCCGCCGUUAAGCUUCCGCCGUUCUCGCCGCCUCUGUGCCGCCACUCCCUCUUUUCUUCCGCGCGCAGCAAUUUCGCCAAGUUGCCCUUCAAUUUUAAUUUCAGUCUCGACUCUCAGUCUCAGCCGAUCAAUUUCAUCUCCCAAUUCUUAAAAAACCAACCUUUCUUCCACCGAAAUGUCACUAAGAAUCGCAUUUUUAACUUGGGUUUUAAGAAACCCCCGCUCUUCUGCUCCGCCGCAUUAGCUUUGUCCGACUCGGAUUCCGCGCAGUCGAAAGGCGGAGAUGAGGCGGGCUCGAUGAUUCAGUACAAGGGCGAUGAGUCGGGGUCGGUGACUCAGUCGAAGAAUGUGAGCAGUAGUCGCGCCACUGAGGAAGAGAGGGUUCUAAUUAGCGAGGUGUUGGUGAGGAACAAAGAUGGGGAGGAGCUCGAGAGGAAGGACUUGGAAGCCGAAGCUCUCAACGCCUUAAAAGCUUCGCGCGCGAAUUCUGCGCUCACGGUCCGUGAGGUGCAGGAAGAUGUGCACCGGAUUAUUGCCAGUGGCUAUUUCAUGUCUUGCAUGCCCGUCGCUGUCGACACCCGCGACGGAAUUCGGUUGAUUUUUCAGGUAGAGCAAAACCAAGAGUUUCAAGGGUUGGUGUGUGAAGGAGCUAAUGUUCUUCCCACGAAGUUUAUAGAGGAUGCAUUUCGCGAUGGAUAUGGAAAAGUUGUUAAUGUAAGGCGACUGGACGAAGUAAUAAACUCCAUUGAUAAUUGGUACAUGGAGAGAGGUCUUUUUGGCAUGGUUUCAGGAGUGGAGAUUCUUUCUGGAGGUAUUGUUAAAUUGCAAGCCUCAGAAGCAGAGGUCAAUGAUAUCUCCAUACGUUUCCUUGAUAAGACUGGUGAGCCAACUGUUGGAAAAACAAGGCCAGAAACAAUACUCAGACAACUCACGACCAAGAAGGGGCAGGUCUACAGUAUGAUUCAGGGGAAAAGAGAUGUCGAUACAGUUCUCGCAAUGGGUGUUAUGGAUGAUGUUAGUAUUAUUCCUCAGCCAUCUAGUGAAAUUGGCAAGGUUGAUUUAGCAAUGAAUGUUGUUGAGCGUAAAAGCGGAGGAGGAAUUUCUGGAGGUGGUGGAAUAUCAAGUGGAAUAACAAGUGGGCCUCUAGCUGGACUAAUAGGGAGCAUAGCAAUAUAUCAUAAAAACCUCUUUGGACGGAACCAGAAAAUUAAUCUAUCAUUAGAGAGGGGCCAGAUUGACUCCAUAUUUAGGAUGAAUUACACUGAUCCUUGGAUUGAAGGAGAUGAUAAGAGGACGUCAAGAGCUAUCAUGAUACAGAAUUCAAGAACCCCAGGAACACUAGUCCACGGAAACCAACCAAAUAACACUGGUCUUACAAUUGGGCGUGUCACAGCCGGAAUUGAGUAUAGUAGGCCAUUUAGGCCAAAGUGGAAUGGAACAGCUGGACUAGUUUUUCAGCGUGCUGGUGCUCGCGAUGAAAAGGGAAAUCCUAUUAUAAGGGACUUCUUUGGCAGUCCACUUACAGCAAGCGGAAACUCUCAUGAUAAUAUGUUACUUGCUAAACUCGAGACUGUAUAUACUGGCUCUGGUGAUCCAGGUUCUACUAUGUGUGUCGUGAACAUGGACCAGGGAAUCCCUUUGUCUCCAGAGUGGCUAGUUUUCAACAGAGUAAAUGCUCGCUCUAGACAGGGUUUUGCUGUGGGACCUGCUAAAUUUCUCUUUUGCCUGUCCGGUGGCCGUGUGGUGGGUAAAUUUCCUCCUCAUGAAGCAUUUCCGAUUGGUGGAACUAAUAGUGUUAGAGGCUAUGAAGAAGGGGCCGUUGGAUCAGGUCGCUCAUAUGUGGUUGGAAGUGGAGAAAUAUCAUUCCCGGUGAUGGGGCCGCUAGAAGGGGCUAUAUUCGCUGACUAUGGAACUGAUCUUGGUUCAGGACCGACUGUUCCAGGUGAUCCUGCUGGGGCAAGAAAUAAGCCAGGAAGUGGAUAUGGAUAUGGUGUAGGUGUUCGUGUCGACUCUCCUCUGGGUCCGUUAAGGCUCGAGUAUGCAUUCAACGAUCAGAAAACGGGCCGCUUUCAUUUUGGCAUCGGACUCCGAAACUAAGGUCCUUCAUCCUUGUUUCUUCUCAUGUCUUGGCAUUCUCUCAUUCUUAUAUAACCUUCAUUACAUAGUGCUAGAAUCUCAGAGCUUCUGUUUCCAUGUUCUAUUUUUUUUACAUAAUUGUAGUAUUAAUGUUUUUCUUGUUGCUGAAAAUGGCCUUAUCUUGGAAUUUGAUGAAUGAUCAUUGAUGAGAAAGGAUUUGUUCUUUAGUAUUUUCA
Messenger RNA from Salvia miltiorrhiza (redroot sage), 2452 nucleotides. RefSeq names its product outer envelope protein 80, chloroplastic. The record is from RefSeq and is a predicted model, not a curated record. Gene Ontology annotation, cellular component: outer membrane. The transcript has 16 exons. NCBI's taxonomy places the organism in Eukaryota, Viridiplantae, Streptophyta, Magnoliopsida, Lamiales, Lamiaceae. Bases 108 to 2237 code for a protein of 709 amino acids. Gene Ontology annotation, biological process: embryo development ending in seed dormancy; chloroplast organization.